This is a messenger RNA of Pteropus alecto (black flying fox), 1626 nucleotides long. Its product is annotated as vomeronasal type-1 receptor 1. The record is from RefSeq and is a predicted model, not a curated record. Gene Ontology annotation, biological process: G protein-coupled receptor signaling pathway. Gene Ontology annotation, molecular function: pheromone receptor activity. Lineage: Eukaryota; Metazoa; Chordata; Mammalia; Chiroptera; Pteropodidae. Gene Ontology annotation, cellular component: membrane.
GAUUACAGUCAACACCUGUAGAUUCUGAUGCAAUGGGUUCUGGAAAAUUGGACUUGGGGAUUAUCUUCCUCACUCAGACUGCAGUUGAGAUUCUGGAAAAUUCCUCCCUCCUUGGUUUAUAUAACUUCUCCUUGCUUGCUGGACACAAGUUGAGAACCACAGACCUGAUUCUCAACCAGCUGGUCUUAGCCAACGACCUGGUCCUUUUCUCCAAAGGGAUUCCUCAAACAAUGGUGGCUUUUAAUUUAAAGUAUUUUCUGGAUGAUGCUGGAUGUAAAUGUAUGUUUUAUUUUCACAAAGUGGGCAUAGGGGCUUCCUUCAGCACUAUCUGUCUCCUCAAUGGCUUUCAGGCCUUUAAGCUGAACCCCAACAUUUGUAGGUGGAUGGAGCUCAAGAUUAGAUUACCAAAGUGCAUUGUUUUCUGCUGUUUCCUCUGCUGGAUCCUACACCUCUGGAUAAAUACAUGUCUUCUCACUGAGAUAAGUGGUCCAUUGAAUAGUGAGAACCUUAGUGGGGAAAACAAUUAUGUACCCUAUCAAUGGACAAUGGCAGAGAAAUUAAGCUUGUUAUAUCAGUUGUGUAUUAUUGCUGUAUUGCAUUAUUUCCCCCACUUUCUGAGUUUGGGCUUCAUGGUGUAUGCCAGUGGCUCCAUGGUCCUUGUCCUGCUCAGGCACAAGCAGCGAGUCCAACACAUUCAUAGCAACAGACUUUCCCCCAGACCCUCCCAUGAGGCCAGAGCCACAUACAUCAUCCUGAUUUUGGUAUGCUUCUAUGUUACCUUUUAUUCUGUCUAAAGCAUUUUGACUUUUUGGAUGACUAUAGUUGCAAAUCCAGGAUGGUGGGUGCUGAACAGCUCUGUGCUUGUGUCAUCAUGUUUUCCAGCAUUCAGCCCCUAUGUGCUCAUGGUCAUUGACAUCCGAGUCUCUAAGUUUUCUUUGUCUGCUGGUCAAAGACGAAGUAUUUUUAUAAGCUGAUCACAGGGCUGUGAGUCUGUUCUCUUCAGGCAAUUAAAUCAUUCAUUUCAACAUUUCUUAACAUUUAAUUAACUAUUGUGUGCUAGGAAAUUAUGAUGCUGUGACAGAUAAGGCCAAUACUGCCCCCUGGAUCUUAUCAUGGAGGUAAAAAUGGACAUCACUUCCUGAAGUUAUACAAACGUUACCCACUCUAACUGGAUUAGAAUCGUUAGAGAAGAAGUUCAGGGAAUAUUAAAAUAGUGUAAAAGGAGGAAAUUUUUAAGUUUAGGAAAUUUGGGAAAAUUUCCCAGUUUGGGAACUAUGAAGAUACAUGAAUGUGGUUUUUAUUUUAAGGAUUGAAAGAUAGUGACUUAAUAAAAUAAAACAAAAUGAAAAUAAAUGUGAUAUAAACUAUACAUUAUUCCCUCGGGAAAAUAUUAUUUCUACAACAGCUUUAGUCAAGGAGACAUAUCCAAAAAAAAAUUACUAAGAGCAAUCUCAAAUACUGCCUGUAUUUUUUACUAGAAGUUUUGUGGUUUGGGGUCUUACACUUAAGUCUUUACUCUAUUUUCAGUUUACUCUUGAAUGUAGUAUAAGUAUUAUUUUGUAUGUAUCUGUUCAGUUUUCCUACACUAUUUAUUGAAAAGGCUGUCUUUACCUCAUUUUAUGUUUU